Lichtheimia ornata is the source of this 300-nucleotide messenger RNA. RefSeq lists its product as uncharacterized. The record is from RefSeq and is a predicted model, not a curated record. NCBI's taxonomy places the organism in Eukaryota, Fungi, Mucoromycota, Mucoromycetes, Mucorales, Lichtheimiaceae. The coding region runs from base 1 to 300 and encodes 99 amino acids. The transcript is spliced from 2 exons.
AUGACCCCGUUCCAUGUCAUCUCAAAGGUUAUCUUGGGUAUGUAUGAGCUGGAUUUGGGUGAUCACAUCGUCCUUAACAAAUGCUUUGCUCUUAUUGUGUCAUCAGCUGCAAAAUUAUCCAAGGUUGCCACAGUGAUAGCUCGAGUGCUGAAGGAUCGAAAUGAUGCAUUGGAGGAUCUAUGGACUUGCGAUGAAGGGUUGAACGCCAUCUCUGAUUCAUCGAUCUGUGCACUACAAUGCAUCAACGCGCUGUCAAAGAAGAAUUUGCCAUCAGCUUUGAGGACCCAUUAUUGGAACUAA